AACGGCACCGGCUAUUAUAUUAUUGUCUAAUAUUACACAAGUUAGGGGCUGAUUUUUUGAAAUAAACAUACCUUAUCAAGAUGGUCCGACUCCGGCUAAGAAUGCCCUCCAACAAAACGCUGGGCAAUAUUUGCGUAUACGGCGCCGUGGCCUCCAUUUCCGCCGUGAUGUACAUGAGAUGGAAGAUGGAGGAUCGGGUCAGAUCCUGCGAGUACUAUAAACUGGCUUUGAAGGCACUGAGAAGCCAUCGAGGAGCAUCCAACCUUCUGGGGGAACCCAUCAAGGACUUGGGCAUAGAUCUGUCCAAUGCCAACAACAAUUGCAAUGCGGAAAUGGCGCAUUUCGAGGUUUCCGUAAGGGGUAGCAAAGAUAAAGGUACACUCUUCUUUUGGGCCUCCCAUCAGCCGGACAGAGGCUGGCUGAUCGAUCGGCUGGAGCUGGAAACCAAACUCAAUCCCGAGAAGCGCUUCCUGCUCAAGAAGUCCGAAGAGCUCACCUUCGAUCUGCCCGAGAGUCUGAGCAAACAGCCUGCCCAAGUGGAUUCCAGUGUUAUCCUAUCAGAAUCAAAUCUGCUAAAUGCCAAGCAAUCCGAAACGCAUUCAAAGUGAACUCGGUAUCCGAUUCAAUUAGUUUAUUCUCAUUAAAUUUGACUAAUUCAAGCAAUCUUAAAUGUUGUAUAGUUAUGUUAUUUUAAUUACAAAUUUAUUGUGUUUUUAUAAAAUCAAA
Molecule: messenger RNA, 726 nt
Organism: Drosophila suzukii
Lineage: Eukaryota; Metazoa; Arthropoda; Insecta; Diptera; Drosophilidae
Source: RefSeq, a predicted model, not a curated record